This is a messenger RNA of Staurois parvus, 445 nucleotides long. The record is from the annotation of a GenBank genome assembly. Lineage: Eukaryota; Metazoa; Chordata; Amphibia; Anura; Ranidae.
GGGAGACCGGUUAUAGUGAAUGCAGGGUCCGGGGAGAGCGGAUAUAGUGAAUGCAGGGUCCGGGGAGAGCAGAUAUAGUGAAUGCAGGGUCCGGGGAGAAGCGGAUAUUGUGAAUGCAGGGUCCGGGAGACCAGAUAUAGUGAAUGCAGGGUCCGGGGAGAGCGGAUAUAGUGAAUGCAGGGUCCGGGGAGAGCAGAUAUAGUGAAUGCGGGGUCCGGGGAGACGGGAUAUAGUGAAUGCAGGGUCCGGGGAGAGCAGAUAUAGUGAAUGCGGGGUCCGGGGAGACCAGUUAUAGUGAAUGCAGGGUCCGGGGAGAGCAGACCGAAUACAGUGAAUGCAGGGUCUGGAGAGACCAGAUACAGUGAAUGCAGGGUUCGGGGAGACCAGAUAUAGUGAAUGCAGGGUCCCGGGACACCGGAUAUAAUAAACGCAGGGUCCUGGGAGA